AGCACUGUGCCAGUCGAACGAAGUAUCUCUGCACCGUCUUUUGCAGCGCGCUUUGUCGAGCCCGGUCUGCGAUGUGCGCCCGCAACCCGGAACCAGACCGUUACGUGUAUUCACAAAUGCGCAAGCCCUCGCGACCACAUUCCUUGAGCGUCCUGGUGACAGGCACUAUGCAAGACAUUCGAUACGCUUGAAAUACCAAAGGCUGAUUAUGUACACGCUAGCCUCCGACCUUUGGGACCGUCUCUCGAGCAUGGUCCAUUGUUUCAUGCAGGCUUUGUUUUACCUGUAUAUUAUUCAUUAUUAACUGAAUACCCGAUAUCGCUCGCUUGCCUGUUUCAGCGUGAUCUUCGCUCGCUGACUGCGCAUCUUUCACAGAAAAUUACAACUCUCAUGCUGGCCCGUCACCCAAUUUUUCCUCUCCAUCCAAAUAAGUGCAAAGGUCGGUUUGCGAUCAGAUGAAUCUAUCUGGCCAGAAUUUCAGGGGUGAAGCCUCGCAUUUAUCACGGAAUUCUGGCCUUCAAUCUCCCUCAUCUUGCACAACGUCCGACUUUUGGAACAGCAACGCGCACGGAAAUGUACAUUUUGGCCUUCUCCGCCAUGUAUUUUUGACUUCGUAGCCAGCUCGAGAACAAGAACACUUCACCGUUGGCAGGUCAAGCACGACCCAAGCUUCACCAAAGAUUUCGAACCGCAAGUCCCACGCCUACCGCCGUCUCGUCAACUAUCUUUUUAGCAUGCUCCAUACGGAGCAGCUCAAAAUGUGUUCUUCGCGGUCAUGCCGCUGCUCGUCAGCACAGAUGGUACCGCAGGCCUCCGUGAAUCGUCCGAACCGCAUUUUCUUUAUCGAUAGUGUCAAUGACAAAAUGCCGGACGGGUAACCCCUCAAAAACGUGUCAAACCGCGAAUGAGGCUGUUUAUUUCUUUGUUUUCCCCACAUGGUGGACGGGGUUAACCAUGGAGAUGAUUUUUUGCCGGGGUUCGCCGCGUCGAGUAUCUCGACGGAGAACCAAAAAAAGUCAAGGCUCAUGCACAGCACCUUUUAUCCACCUGUCAACAAAUCCACCUCCAAAGGUACAGAUCGAAGCAUAUCUUUUCUUUUCUCUUCAUGGUAGUCCCCUGGAUCCGUCUUAGGUGGAGUCUGAGCAACUCGAACAGCCACUAAACUGGUUACCAUCCAACCUUCGCCUGUAACGCGAAACUUUUGAUCGCACCCUUAAGCACUUUCUUUCCCGUUCAUACGCACUUUGCUUGUUCAGCUAUGGCGGCCGAACCUCAAUUCAAGGGAUUUGUAGCUAGAUCUGCAGUCCCACCAGGCCAUCUGGAAUGGGCACCACUUAAAGUGAAACCUUUCGGCCCGUCAGAUAUCGACAUUGAGAUCUCGCACUGCGGAAUCUGUGGCUCUGACCUGCACACCUUGCGUGGCGGCUGGAAGAAUACACACUAUCCAGUGUGCGUAGGUCACGAAAUCGUCGGACGUGCCAUCCGUGUCGGCGACGCGGCGUCAAAGUUGGGCCGCAUAAAGGUCGGCGAUCGUGUCGGCGUGGGUGCCCAAGCACUGUCGUGCUUGAACUGCGAAGAGUGCAAGGCUGGGAUGGAAAGUUAUUGCUCAAGGGGCAAUGUCGGCACGUAUAACAGCAGGUAUCCAGAUGGAAACUACAGCAUGGGCGGAUAUGCUACGCACACGAGGGUACAUGAGCAUUUCGUGGUGAGAAUCCCCGAUGGACUGAGCAGUGCGGAUGCAGCACCCAUGCUGUGUGGUGGAAUUACCGUGUACAGUCCUCUCAAGAAGUGGGGCUGUGGCCCAGGAAAGAAGGUCGGCAUUGUUGGGGUGGGUGGUUUGGGCCACUUCGGAGUGCUGUUUGCGAAGGCGUUGGGCGCCGACAAAGUCGUCGCCAUCUCGCGAUCGGCGAGCAAGAGGGCAGAUGCGUUGGCCAUGGGCGCAGACAUGUACAUUGCAACGGCUGAAGAGGACAAGUGGAGCCGCAAGCAUGCGCGAACACUGGAUCUGAUCAUCUGCACAGUUUCUGGCGCGAACAUGCCGCUGGCUCAGUAUCUCUCCUUACUGCGAACGGACGGCACGUUUGUCCAGGUCGGCGCCCCGGAGGACAGACUCCCCGCGCUUAAUGCAUUCCAUUUCAUUUCCAAGGGUGUCAAGAUGACGGGAAGCAGCAUUGGCGCUCCCGCAGAGAUAGAGGAGAUGUUGGAAUUUGCGGCAGAGAAGAGCAUCAAGCCGUGGAUCGAAGUUCGCCCAAUGAAGGAGGCCGAUCAGGCGGUCAGGGAUCUCGAGGACGGAAAGGCGAAAUACAGAUAUGUGCUGGAAAAUCAGGAUAAGGCGAAUCUGUAAAGAUACCUUUGUCGAUAUAUGUCACCAUUUUUUUCUCCGAGGGCUAGUCAUGUAUCGAGCAGUGUGUUGACGAGUGGAGCGGGCGUUGGAAACAAACUACGAAUGGGAUAUACGCAAAUGAUUUAUCACUCUAAACCGCAAUACUCGAUUUUGCCGACGAUAUGGAGAGUCUUCCGAGCGUGAUCUAUCUACCAUAGCAAGCAACGCCGAUUUCCACUUCUUUCCUGGAGUAGC
Messenger RNA from Verruconis gallopava, 2578 nucleotides. RefSeq lists its product as uncharacterized. Gene Ontology annotation, biological process: alcohol metabolic process. Lineage: Eukaryota; Fungi; Ascomycota; Dothideomycetes; Venturiales; Sympoventuriaceae. The record is from RefSeq and is a predicted model, not a curated record. Bases 1259 to 2344 code for a protein of 361 amino acids. Gene Ontology annotation, molecular function: alcohol dehydrogenase (NADP+) activity; zinc ion binding. The transcript has a single exon.